CGAUUUGUCUCAAAGCCUCCACCGGCUAUACAAACUUUCUUUCGAACGAAAGAUAAAAUUCCAAAGGAUCUCCAGUCAGAUAUAGUCUAUCUGGCCCAAUGUAGUAAUUGUGAGGAUAGUUAUGUGGGAUAAACAGAACGGCAGGGUUUCCGUAGACUCCAGGAACAUGGUGCUCCUAAAGGCUUGUUUCAACAAGAUGGUCUCAGUGUACUCUCUGAUGAAAAAUCGGAUGAAGACAUGGAAAAGAUAUUCUCGAGUGAACGGAUCGAAUUGGUCCUACAAUAAAGAAACAUCGAGCUGUUGUAACACCAUACUCUACAAAUCCAAGACGAUCAUCUAGAAUACGACAUCAGCAGUCGCUAUUAAUUUCUCAAAUAAAAUUGUCUCAACAACUUACUAAUGAGACUUCUAACAAAAUGUAUGAUUCAUAUGACAGAUCAGUUAAUUUACCGAGAAAACUUAAAUUCUCACUAGAACAACACGAGAAGUACUGCUAACAUUAUUAAUGGUAGUAGUAAUAGUGCAAAAACGAAAGGAGCAUUAGAACAACCAAUAGAAGAUGGUGGCAGUGAACUAAACGCAAAUGAUGGCGCAUCUGUGAUUGAUCGAUAUCUCAAAUCAACUAAACAAUAUUUACCAUUAAAACGAACAGAUUCAACGUGGUAUAUAUCCUUCUAA
This is a messenger RNA of Didymodactylos carnosus, 678 nucleotides long. The record is from the annotation of a GenBank genome assembly. Lineage: Eukaryota; Metazoa; Rotifera; Eurotatoria; Philodinida; Philodinidae.